Molecule: messenger RNA, 1832 nt
Organism: Papaver somniferum (opium poppy)
Lineage: Eukaryota; Viridiplantae; Streptophyta; Magnoliopsida; Ranunculales; Papaveraceae
Product: short-chain dehydrogenase TIC 32, chloroplastic-like
Exons: 8
Coding region: 376-1323 (315 amino acids)
Source: RefSeq, a predicted model, not a curated record
UCGGCGGUAUCCAAUGUCAAGUUGUCAACCCUCUCCAUUACAACAACGAUAGUCCAGAAACAACCCUCCUACCAAAUCUUAAUCCUUAUUGAAGUCCGUUUUACUUGACUUGGACUUGAUAUUAGUAUAAUUUCUUCCAAAACCCAUAUCAAAAAUCACGCCGAUCGGAAAAAAGAAAAAAAAAAUACUACAAAUUAUUGGUACUGAGGAUUCCCUAGAUUUCUCCGAUAAUUUUUUUCAUUUUUUGAGGUAGAAAGAUCAAGUGAUUCGGAGCUUGAGGAAGCUAAUUGGAUAUACUUAAAGGUUAAUUUCUUUGUUUAUCAUAUUGAAGAUUAAUGGGAUUCAGAAUUUGAUUGAAAAAGAAAAAACUCAAUUAUGUGGUUGUUUAGAAGAAGCAAAAAUGGUCCAUCUGGGUUCUCAUCUUCUAGUACAUCUGAGGAAGUAACUCAUGGAAUCGACGCAUCUGCUCUUACUGCCAUUGUCACUGGUGCAUCAAGUGGUAUUGGUGUUGAGACUGCACGUGUUCUUGCAUUGCGUGGAGCUCAUGUAAUCAUGGCGGUGAGGAAUAUGACUGCAGGUAGAGCUGUCAAAGAUGCAAUAGUUAAAGAAAACCAUAAUGCCAAAGUUGAUGUAAUGGAGUUAGAUCUUAGCUCCAUGGCGUCAGUGAGAAAAUUUGCGACUGAAUUCAAUUCCCUUGAUCUUCCACUUAACAUUCUUAUUAACAAUGCAGGAGUUGGGACCUCCUUCAAGCUUUCCAAAGACAACAUAGAGCUGGUAUUUGCAACAAAUCAUCUAGGUCAUUUUCUUUUGACUGAACUUUUACUAGAAACCAUGAAAAACACGGCCUGCCAAAGUAACAUAGAAGGAAGAAUUAUCAACCUCUCAUCUGACUUACACAAGUUUUCGUAUGAUGAAGGGAUUCGUUUUGAUAAACUCAACGAUGAAUUAGGGUACAAUAUCUGGAAAUCAUACUCACAAUCGAAACUCGCGAAUAUACUGCACGCUAAUGAGCUUGCAAGACGCCUCAAGGAGGAUGGGGUUCAAGUAACAGCAAAUUCUCUUCAUCCCGGAGCUGUGGCGACCAAUAUAUUUCGCAACACCUUUUUAAGUGGAUUUGUUUCGACGCUGGGAAAAUUGGUUUUUAAAAAUGUUCAACAGGGGGCAUCAACGACAUGCUAUAUUGCAUUACAUCCGAACGUCAAAGGUGUAAGCGGCGAAUAUUUUAAAGACAACAACAUCUCAAAAUCAGACCCCAAAGCCCAAGAUACAGAAUUAGCUAAGAAACUAUGGGAUUUCAGCUUAAAAUUGAUCCACCAUGCUUGAAUAUGCUUCUGUAAUAUUUGCAUUACUGCGUUCGUCGUAGAUAGGUUUUUUUCGUUGUUUUCUUUGUCAUUGACAGUUUGGCCCAGAUAACAAAUGGUCACAUUUGUCAUAGCUUUCUUUAUCUGCUAAAAGAGAAGUAACGGCAGAAGAAGAAAAAAGAAGUAAAAAAGAGGAGAAGACGAAGUAAAUAAUGAUAAAAAUAGAAAUUACUCUCAAGGAAUUUACCUCAUUAAUGCGAAGGAAUGAUUGGAUAGAAAAGAACGAUUCGAAAGACGUGUCAAAUGGUGUGUGGUCGAGAAAACACCCGUAAAAUGAAUUGAAAAGUCCAUCAGUUAAAGUGGCAAACACAAAAACUGAGAAUAUCUUUCUGCAGCAAUUCCAUUCACUAAAAUUUCAAUAAUCCAUAAUAUAAUUAUCUUAUUUCAUCUUGUCAGAGGCAUAUGUUUCCUGUAAGCUUCUUUGGUUGUUUCGAGUCUGAAACAGCUUUUCGGUCCUUUGUUUUCGCAGCA